AUGGUGGGAAGAAUCUUCGUGAUCGGGGUGUACGCUCCGACGUCUAGCAGCACGGUACAGGAGCGGCGCCAGCUUCGGGACCAGGUAUCCAACGUGAUAAACAUGGCGCAGGCCACCAGUAUAUCCCUCUUGCUGGGAGAUAUCAACGCAGAGUUGGGUAACAACCAGAACGCGAACACUCUGGGACACACGGUGGUCGGUCGUUUCGCACGUCCCAAGAUCACCACGGCCGGACAGGAGUGGCGGCAAUGGGCCGAGGCGGAGGGCUUCCGUGUGCCAGCAGAUAUCAGCUGCGACACCGGACCACCUGGCAACACCCGAGAUACCGGUCAGAACACGAAUUGGACCACAUCUUCAUCCGGGAAGAAUGCUUGUGGCACCUACAGCACUGCCGAGUGCUACAGGGAGGACGCAGACCUCACAUCCCGAUGGGAAGCAAUCUGUGCGGCUUGCCGAGACGCGGCAGUCCAGGUAUGCGGGGUCCUUCAGCGCCACAAGGGACAACCGUGGCUCCGCGGGCGAGAUGGGGAGGUGCAACAGUUAGAUCAGCGCAUCCAGCAGGCCAGAGCAGCGGAUCGACGGAUACAAGGAAACCCAGACGCCCUGCCGGUGGCAGAAUUCCACCGCGCCCGGCGCGCAGCGCGACAAGGCCUACGAGCCACAAGACGGACCAAAAAGGUGACACUGGGAGAGUGGGAAACCGCUUGGCUGGAUCGCAAAGCGGCGGAAGCAGAUGAGGCGGCUGACCAGGGGCGGACAGGAAUCGUGUUCCGGGUGAUCAAAGAGCUUGUUCAGGACCAUCGGACCAGCGGCUUCGGAAAUCGACGAGCUGCAGACCCACAGGGGGAGGCUGAGGAAUGGAAACAGCAUUUCGCGCGUAUCCAAGCGGGACGAGGUGAGGUGGCUGACUCCGUAUGGAUCGAUGUGGAGUCCCGGGAAGGAAUCGACACGUGGUUGGAUGGAGUACCCACUCUAGAGGAAAUCCGACGGUCCAUUGGAGACAUGCAGUGUGGUAAAGCGCCGGGCACGGAUUCGUUCAUGGCAGAGUACCUGAAGUAUGGCGGACCCGCGUUGGAAGCGGAAAUAGUGGUUUUGGUCCGCACGGCGUGGCGACGGGCCGCGGAGGCGCCAGCGGGCCGGGAAGCCGAGCCAUGGCCAAAAAGAUGGCGGGAAGGAGUAAUCUGCCCCCUAUGGAAACGCAAAGGAGAUCGACAGGACAAAAACACGUGGCGCGGUAUCACGCUGUUGUCGGUGGGAUCGAAGUUGAUAGCACGGAUCUGCUCUGCACGAUUGCAACGAUGGGCGCAGCCAUGGUUGAAUGCUCUACAGUUCGGCUUCAGACCAGGGACCGGCGUGGAUGAUGUGCAGCAGAUUACUCGGGCGGUCUUGGAGGAGGCGGCGGGGGCGGUGCAUGAUCGCACCAUCCUGCUACGAUUCUUCGAUCUGGAGAAGGCGUAUCCUAAGGUGGCUAGGCAUGCGCUCUGGAAACUGUUGGAAAUGAAAGGAUGCCCGCCGGGAUUUCUUGGAGCGCUGAAAGCUCUACAUGACCAUACGGCUAGCCAUGUGCGCUUCGAUGGAGGGACCUCCGCGGAGUUUGUCCCGGACAGAGGGCUCCGAGAAGGUUGCCCCAGUUCCCCGGUCCUAUUCAAUCUGUACCACCACGGUCUUAUGGAGGUAUUCCGAGCACGACGGGCGCGGGCGGCGCAGGAGCGGCAAAUGACGCCAGGCGUCACUUGGAACUACAAGGUCGAUGGGAAGAUCGGAAAGAGACGCAUGGACCGCCUAGAGGAGGGCCGAAAUACUCGCCAAAUGCUGAUCGGGGAUUUUGCAUACGCAGAUGAUACGGGAAUCCUUGGUGACGCCGAUGAGGUGGUAACGGCGGAAGAGCUGUUCGCGUCCACACUGGCUGACUUCGCCGGGAAGGUCAAUGCAGGGAAAACUGAGGGACUACGGGUGACAUCGGAAGCACCGGCCGAGUAUGACAUCCCACACUGCGGAGAAGCGACGGCGGUCAGACAUGUCGGAGCGAUGUUGGGACAUAGAGGUAAUCACGUGGAUGAGACGGCAGCUCCAGUGAUGAAAAGCAUGCAGCAAGUGGGGCGCAUUUCCAAGGCGUGGACUCACGGUAAGGGAGCGCACCGCAACAGAUAUAGGGUGAAGUUCUCGGUUCGAAUCAAGGUCAUGAAGGCGGUGCUGAAAGGGAUGCUGGGUAGUUUCGCGCGGACAAGGGCGUGGCAGGUGAGCCAAAUUACCAGGGUGCAGAAGAUUGUGAAUCUCGCCAUUCGACGGUGUCUAGGGAUCCGGCUGGGCAUGCUACGGGGAUACGGUCUGAGCAACGACAUCCUGUCGAACAUGGCGCAGUGGGAACAGUUUGAAAGUCUGGUUCGCAGGUCCACCCUCAUGUGGAUUGGACAUGUGGCGCGCAUGGAGCACAUGCAGCCACAAAAGGCUAUCAUGUUCGGGUGGCUCGACGGAGCCAGCGCCAAACAACAUGCGCCGCCGCGUCAGGCGCAAUGGGUGAACUCGUGCUUGAAAGCAGCCAAGAUAUCCGAGAUGGAUUGGUUCAGGUUAGCGCAGGACCGAUCGACAUGGCGCAAGAUUGUGACGAAAGCCUUCCCCGUGGAAAAGGUCAAUCCCGAGCGGGAAGGACAAUUGGAUAGCUGGCGCCCGGGAAGGCCUGUGCCACCGUUCGCGCUCCCCCAAGGGCGCCCAGAACGGCCCGACAACGAGGAUGAAGGCAGCGAGGCAGAUGUUGCAGAAAGAGUGCGGGGCAGGGCGCGCGGACAGGGACAGGUGAUGUACGGAGUAGGGGGAAGACGGGCAGCAGCGCGCGCCACGAGACAACAAAGAGCGCACAGAGAUGAAGCGGGGAAUUGGGCGUGCCCGGUCUGCGCGGAGACCUUCAACAAGGCGAACCAGGUGGAAUUUCAUUACCAGGAACACCACGCAGUAACGGAUCCCCGACUGGUCACCACUGAAGUGUUCACGUGUCAACACUGUCAGGCCACCUACCGAAGGAGAAAGCAGCUGACGGAUCACUUGUGCCCAGCCAGGCAGAAAUUGGAACGUUUGGACCGAAUCGAUCCAAUGAUACACGUGGGAGGGCCGAGCCGGGAAGAUGCCGUGCCGGACGGCAGUCCAUGGGCCCUGUUUACGGACGGAUCGGGCGGAACAAGAGGUGUGGCAGGCUGGGGAGUUGGGAUUUACACUUGCAGAGCCCCAACCACACAGGAGGAUUGGGUGGCGGCCUUGUAUGGCCCGGUCAUCACUUUGCCCUGCGACCCGCAGUGGAUGGGAGCGGAGGCACACACGAACAAUACGGGAGAGCUAUCGGCCAUCGGGGAAGCAUGCAAAUGGUUGCUGCAAUGGAAAGCACGAAAGCCGGAAGCUCCGCAUCCUUCCGCAGUCAUCCUCUACGACAGCCAAUACGCCUACGGAGUGGCUACACGCCUGUUCCGCGCCAAGGAAAACCAACUGUUGGCGACGUCUGUGGCCAGCCUUGUGGACGCGGUACGUGCCUCCAUGUCCCUCGAAUUCGAGCAUGUCAAGGGCCACAGUGGCGCGCACGGCAAUGAGGUUGCAGAUAGUACCACCAGCGGGACCGAUGGGAGGGGCCGAGGGGGCUGCGCGCAGAGCGCCUCAAGACCGUCCGGCGCCCAAGCGCAGGGCCUUGGUCCGGCCCCCGCCAGACGCCCCAGCGGUUCGUAA
This is a messenger RNA of Effrenium voratum, 3708 nucleotides long. Lineage: Eukaryota; Dinophyceae; Suessiales; Symbiodiniaceae. The record is from the annotation of a GenBank genome assembly.